This is a messenger RNA of Sesamum indicum (sesame), 1448 nucleotides long. RefSeq names its product Tetratricopeptide repeat (TPR)-like superfamily protein. NCBI's taxonomy places the organism in Eukaryota, Viridiplantae, Streptophyta, Magnoliopsida, Lamiales, Pedaliaceae. The record is from RefSeq and is a predicted model, not a curated record. Gene Ontology annotation, molecular function: protein binding.
UUCAGCUAAACCCCUCAAACGGCCGUAUUCUCCAAAACCCUGAUCUCUGCUUCUCUUAUUCUUUGAGCUCCCAAUCCACCAAGUGUUCGACCGUUUUCCACUGAGAGAAAUGGCUGCUCUAUCUCUCGGCAAUUUCACUCUCUCUUCUCAUUGUUACAUGAAUCAUAGCCAUAAAUUUUCGUUACCCACAACCCACAUUCUCAGCUCAUCAUCCUCUCUUUGCUAUCCUCCCAAGCUCCGGCAACCCGUCAGAAAACUUCUCGUUUCGCAGAAACCCACAUCUAAACCUUCGGUUUCAGCGUUGUUCUCACCGCCCCAGAAGAGUAUUUCCAAGUUUUUUGCAGAAAGCAUCGCAACUGUACUGUUGGGAUCACUCGUUUUUAUGGGCUGUUUGAAAUCAAGGCCAGUUUUAGCUCAGCCUGUUCAAGAAAGUGAUAGAGUUGAGGAAAAGAAAGGUUCCCGUCUGGGUGGAAGUAGUGAUAGUGAAGAAGAGGUGAUGUGUGUGAAGUUGUUGCAAGAAAAUCCGAGAGAUGUCGAGGCAUUGAAGAUGGUUGUGAAUGUGAAGAUGAAGAAGGGAAAGACUAGUGAGGCUGUGGAGUAUGUGGAGAGGUUGAUUGAGUUGCAGCCUAAUGAGAUGGAGUGGAGGCUUUUGCAGGCUCUUUGUUAUGAGAUGAUGGGGAAUUUGAGCAAGGCCAAGAGCUUGUUCAAGAAUAUACUCAAGCAGAAACCUCUCUUGCUCAGAGCUUUGCAUGGUCUGGCAAUGGUGAUGCAUAAGAACCAUGAAGGGCCAGCUGUUUUUGAGAUGCUAGAAAGAGCUUUAGAGGUUGCUCGCCGGCAAAAAAAGGUUAAUGAAGAGCGAAACAUAAGAAUUUUAGUAGCACAAAUGCAUAUAAUAAAGGGAGACUUCGAGGAGGCAUUAGAGAAGUUUCAAGCUCUUAUUGAUGAGAAUCCAAGGGAUUUUCGCCCUUAUCUAUGUCAGGGGAUCGUAUACAGCCUACUGGACAAAAGAAAGGAAGCAGAUGCAAACUUUGAGAUCUACCGGAGUCUUGUUCCUGAAGAGUUUCCACAGAGGGGGUUCCUAGAUGAUGUCGUCUUGGCAGCAAAAACAGAAUCUAAGCAAAAGCUACGGAAGGAGCUGCAAAGAUAAAUCCUUGAGAAAUUCCAAAACUAACUUCAAACUGAGGUAUGAACAAAUCUGUACAGAGCACAAGAUUGUCUGGACGCUUUAUAAGAAAGUCAUCGCGGUAAUCCAUCCUAGAACUUGCUGAUUUCCUGGAACACAAUUUUGAAAUACUUAAACACAGUAACUUAUCUCAUAUCAGUUUUCUGCUUUGCUGUGUAAAGAUCUACCAAGAAAAUUAAUAUGAUGAUCCAGAACGCAUUACACUGUUCCUUGGAACUGAAUAUUAUUUGGUUAUGAAGAAGUGCAAAGAGCUAUUUCACUGUAA